Messenger RNA from Aspergillus mulundensis, 276 nucleotides. RefSeq lists its product as uncharacterized. The transcript is spliced from 2 exons. Lineage: Eukaryota; Fungi; Ascomycota; Eurotiomycetes; Eurotiales; Aspergillaceae. The record is from RefSeq and is a predicted model, not a curated record. The coding region runs from base 1 to 276 and encodes 91 amino acids.
AUGGACCAGCGAGACUCGAACUCACAGAACUCCGGUCAGAGUUCUCAGACCAACGGAGCCGGUCGUAACGACGAACAGGCGGGCGAGCGCCGAGCCGCCGACGCGGAUAUCGAAACCUUGGAAUAUUACAAGACAUUCCUCGCGCGCCUCCUGACCGUCGUUUCUCACGGGCAGCCAGAGACCGUGGAGAGGUUGUUUCAGACCAUUCGCUCAGGCGCUACGCAGGAACAAAUCUUUGAGAUGCUGGCGGAACUUAGGGCAACUGAGGCUCUAUAG